AUGAGUGUUUCACUCUUCAUCAAGUGUGUCACUAACGGUGAUGGAGCCAUCGGAAAAACUUGUAUGUUGAUAUCUUACACUAGCAACACAUUCCCAACUAUUAUGUUCCCGCCAUUUUUUAUUUUUAAUGCAAACGUUGUUGUGAAUGGGAACACGGUGAAUCUAGGGUUAUGGGAUACUACAGAUCAAGAGGAUUACAAUAGACUUAGACCUUUGAAUUAUCGAGGAGAAGAUGUUUUCAUUCUUGUAUUUUCUCUUAUUAGCAAGGCCAUUUAUGAAAAUAUUUCCAAGAAGUGGGUUCCUGAACUGAGGAAUUAUGCACCUGGUGUUCCUAUUAUUCUUGUUGGGACAAAGCUUGGUAAGAUACUCAUCAUUUUUUUCAAGGGGACCCGUACCCCAAAAGCUACAAAAGAAAACCCCAACCCGAUCCCAGACAAACGAGCGCAAAAGAAGAUGGCAGAGAUGGAGGAAGUAAGAAGCAAUGAACCAGAUAUUUAUGACUUCGACUUGACGAAGAAAGUGUACGGACGUCAAAUGCAUGGGACAGUGAUCGGUAUGGGAUCCGACGUCCGACCCACACAAGAGAAUCGUCGGAGUGGAAACAAUUCUCAACGAUCCACUGAUCGGUUGUUGGAGGAGAAUGAAUAG
Impatiens glandulifera is the source of this 648-nucleotide messenger RNA. RefSeq names its product rac-like GTP-binding protein RHO1. The transcript is spliced from 6 exons. The record is from RefSeq and is a predicted model, not a curated record. Gene Ontology annotation, molecular function: GTPase activity; protein kinase binding; GTP binding. Gene Ontology annotation, biological process: cortical cytoskeleton organization; actin filament organization; small GTPase-mediated signal transduction. Gene Ontology annotation, cellular component: cytoskeleton; cytoplasmic vesicle; cell cortex. Bases 1 to 648 code for a protein of 215 amino acids. Lineage: Eukaryota; Viridiplantae; Streptophyta; Magnoliopsida; Ericales; Balsaminaceae.